CUCCUACUGAAUCUUUCUUUUUAUUUUUCUUCCUUUUUUUUUCUUAUCUUUUUUCGCACGUAUUUCGUCAUUUUCAUUCAAACACACCAUGGCUUCUGCAGCAUCCGAAGACGAAGUCAACAACGUUGAACAGAUCCCUGUCGAACAGAAAGGCGCUUUCCAUUCAUUUCUGAAAUCGCUGGCCUCUUUCUCUGGCGAUUUAUCCUCGCUGACGUGUCCUGCUUUUCUUCUAGCGCCCGUGUCGUUGAUUGAAUACUCGUACGUAGGAAGGAUGAGUUGGGAUUUAUGAGUUGUGCCGUGGUUUCCAAUGGAAAGCGACCGGGUUUUCUAUAUCAAAGAGAAGGGCAAAAAAAAGUAAUAGGAGAUAUUCUGAAUCGGAUGAUGAACUGGAA
Molecule: messenger RNA, 392 nt
Organism: Radiomyces spectabilis
Lineage: Eukaryota; Fungi; Mucoromycota; Mucoromycetes; Mucorales; Radiomycetaceae
Exons: 2
Coding region: 89-289 (66 amino acids)
Source: RefSeq, a predicted model, not a curated record